AUGGCUUCUUUAAAUCUUACAAAACCAAAUUAUUCUCAUCCUAGAAUCAUAGCACCAUUAAACAUUUCAAUAGACUCUAGUGCAUUAUUGGAAAUUAUCGAAUUCAUAUACCAUGACAACUCUGCAGAUGAAGAAUCCUCUACUUCUAGAUUAAUUGGUACCCUUCUAGGUAUUAACUCUGAAGACGGCAAUAUUGUGAUCAAAUCUGCCUAUGUUGUUCCUCAUAAAGAAAUCGACGGUGAUUUGAUUUUUGAGGAAUCAUUCCAUUUCUCGACUUACCAAUUGUACAAAAGAAGCAACCCUAAUCUUCAAGUUGUGGGUUGGUUCUCUACAAAUGACAACUUGGAUUUAUCUGCAGGUCUCUUACAUGAAUUCUACUCAAAGUCGUCACCACACUCACAGCAAAUUUUGCUUACGUUAAACCACACUGACGAAAACGGGCAAAUUGUUUCCCCUGUCGUCAAAACUUACAUCUCUGGACCUGUUGGAUUACCUGCAUCAUCUCAGUUAGCACAAAAAAUCGGAUUGGACAAGUCAGGUGCAUAUGCAUUUGCUGAAAUUGAGAACACCAUCAAGUACUCACAAAAUGAACUAACCUCUUUGCAAUUCAUCAACAAAGCUGCAAAAAAUCACGAUCAAUUGACAGACAUCACUUCUAGUGAUGAACUCAGACAGUUGAAGUCCAGUUUAACAAAAAUUAAUGAAAUGAUUACUGUUUUGCAGGAGUAUACCGACCGUGUCAGUAAAGGAGAGAUUCAAGGUGAUGAAAAGAUUGGCCAACUGCUCCAAAGUGCAUUGAAAUUCCAAAUUCCAGAGUCUGAAAUAAGCCAAUUCAAAUCUAAGAUUGAGGAACAUACUAACGAUGCAUUACUUAUUGAGUACUUGUCUUCCUGUAUUCAGCAACAACUGGAACUAAGCUCUAAGUUAACCAACUUUGUGUUACCGGAGGAUGCUUUGAAGGCUGCACAUUGA
Pichia kudriavzevii is the source of this 972-nucleotide messenger RNA. RefSeq lists its product as uncharacterized. Bases 1 to 972 code for a protein of 323 amino acids. The record is from RefSeq and is a predicted model, not a curated record. NCBI's taxonomy places the organism in Eukaryota, Fungi, Ascomycota, Pichiomycetes, Pichiales, Pichiaceae. The transcript has a single exon. Gene Ontology annotation, molecular function: translation initiation factor activity; metallopeptidase activity; translation initiation factor binding. Gene Ontology annotation, cellular component: eukaryotic translation initiation factor 3 complex, eIF3m. Gene Ontology annotation, biological process: translational initiation.